Camponotus floridanus (Florida carpenter ant) is the source of this 1331-nucleotide messenger RNA. It is a transcript of the gene Dph1, whose product is annotated as 2-(3-amino-3-carboxypropyl)histidine synthase subunit 1. NCBI's taxonomy places the organism in Eukaryota, Metazoa, Arthropoda, Insecta, Hymenoptera, Formicidae. Bases 72 to 1313 code for a protein of 413 amino acids. The record is from RefSeq and is a predicted model, not a curated record. Gene Ontology annotation, biological process: protein histidyl modification to diphthamide. Gene Ontology annotation, molecular function: 2-(3-amino-3-carboxypropyl)histidine synthase activity. The transcript has 5 exons.
CUUUUGUCGUAGUACAUUUUGCUAAAGUAUCAAAACAUUUUGUUCAUCACAUAUUUCAUAACCUAACAUUGAUGUUUGGGAAGAUGACUGAGUGCGACAGCGUGGUGGUUAUCAAGGCGAAACCUGUGCGUAAAGUUUUCAAGGCUCCUAUGAAAACCAGUAAAAUUCCUGAACAACUCUUGAACGAUCCUUUAUUAAACUCUGCUAUAGCAGCUUUACCGUCCAAUUAUAAUUUCGAGAUACACAAGACGAUAUGGAGGAUCAAGGAGGCCAAGGCGAAGAGAGUGGUUCUCCAAAUGCCAGAAGGUCUUUUAAUGUAUGCCACAACUAUUGCCGAUAUCAUCGAAGACUUUACUGAAGCAGAGACUGUUAUUAUGGCCGAUGUAACUUAUGGAGCUUGUUGUGUGGAUGAUUACACUACACGAGCAUUGGACGCAGAUUUUCUGAUUCACUAUGGACAUUCGUGCCUUAUACCUGUAGAUCAGACUGCUGAUAUCAAAGUACUUUAUGUGUUUGUCAAUAUAAAAAUUGAUAUUGCACAUUGCGUGGAUUGUUUGCAAGCCUCUCUACCAGUCACCACAAAGUUGGCGUUAAUCAGUACAAUACAGUUUGUUACAACGGUACAAGCAGUAGCAUUAGAACUGAGGAGAGAAGGAUAUGAAGUUUCAGUACCACAGAGCAAGCCGCUUAGUCCUGGAGAAAUUUUAGGAUGCACAGCUCCACAAGUUCACUGUGCUGAUGCAAUAAUUUACAUAGGAGACGGCCGUUUUCACUUGGAAGCUGCUAUGAUUGCCAAUCCUAAAUUGAAAGCGUUCAAAUACGAUCCAUACGCGAAAAAAUUAACCGAGGAAUUUUACGAUCAUGAGAGGAUGUUGAAAAUCAGAUAUGAGGCGAUACAAUGCGCUGCAAAGACUGACAAAUAUGCUUUAAUACUCGGCACUUUAGGCAGACAGGGCAAUCCUAAUGUACUGAAGACCUUGCAAAACAGAAUUGACACCUUGGGAAAGGAAAACGUUGUAAUACUGCUUUCGGAAAUAUUUCCGGACAAGAUCAAGCUCUUUAAAGGCAUCGAUGCUUUUAUACAAGUUGCGUGUCCACGAUUGAGCAUCGACUGGGGCGUUGCAUUCGAGAAACCAUUCCUUACACCGUAUGAAGGUGCUGUCGCCCUCAGGAUGGCCGAAUUUGAUAUUGAACGACCAUAUCCUAUGGAUUUUUACGCUACCAUUAGUCUAGGGCCAUGGACUGCUAAUCAUAAGGAAUCUGAAUUAGAGAAGACAGAUGCUUGUUGUGGUAAAUGUAAAAUGAACAAAUAAAACGAAAAGAUAAAUAGA